This is a messenger RNA of Sphenostylis stenocarpa, 501 nucleotides long. NCBI's taxonomy places the organism in Eukaryota, Viridiplantae, Streptophyta, Magnoliopsida, Fabales, Fabaceae. The record is from the annotation of a GenBank genome assembly.
AUGGCGUCCCAAGCAAGCCUCCUCCUUCAGAAGCAGCUCAAAGAUCUUUGUAAAAACCCUGUCGAUGGAUUUUCUGCUGGUUUGGUCGACGAAACCAACAUUUUUGAAUGGAGCGUCACUAUAAUUGGGCCUCCCGAUACUCUUUAUGAGGGAGGAUUUUUCAAUGCCAUUAUGAGCUUUCCACCGAACUACCCAAAUAGUCCGCCAUCAGUGAAAUUCACCUCUGAGAUAUGGCAUCCAAAUGUUUAUCCUGAUGGGCGAGUUUGCAUAUCAAUUCUUCAUCCUCCUGGUGAUGAUCCAAAUGGUUACGAGCUUGCAAGUGAGCGCUGGAUGCCUGUUCAUACAGUAGAAAGUAUAGUACUAAGUAUCAUAUCGAUGCUCUCUAGUCCUAAUGAUGAAUCUCCUGCAAAUGUUGAAGCUGCGAAAGAGUGGAGAGACAGGAGAGAUGAAUUCAAGAAAAAAGUUAGCCGUUGCGUGCGGAAGUCGCAAGAAAUGUUGUGA